Messenger RNA from Hypoxylon trugodes, 1658 nucleotides. RefSeq lists its product as uncharacterized. Lineage: Eukaryota; Fungi; Ascomycota; Sordariomycetes; Xylariales; Hypoxylaceae. The transcript has 3 exons. The record is from RefSeq and is a predicted model, not a curated record. The coding region runs from base 445 to 1482 and encodes 345 amino acids.
CAUGUGAUUUGUAUAUAGAUAGCCAAAUUCUUUUCUUUCCUCUUCUUCUGCAUUUAUUGCUGACGUGAACUUAGCCCACAGACCGCCUCAUGCAGUUGGAUGUGUCGUGUCCCAAUCAGCGUCUACGAUAGGACACCAUCAGCGAUGAAGGCUGGCGUGAAUCAAUACCCCGGGUGGGUUGAAGGAUUCCUUCAUGUUCCCAGACCGAGCUUCGAAUCUUAGUCGCGAGACCGGCUCUCUUGCAGUGGAGUUGCCCGCCUGUUCGUGCCUGUUCGAAUUUUGUCGAAACGACACCAAUUUAAUGCCGUUAAUAACUCGUCUCCAUCUGUGUUCAUGCGGAGAAGCUUAGUCGCCAUGAAGAACGUACUACCCCGCGGGUUCGCCGAAGGGAAGCAUGUCUCACCAUCGGGUUGCUUGACAUAUGCUUAUUAGAGCCUGCCCAAGAUGGUUUACGAUUCUCAAGAGGCCCAGCACGUCGGGUAUGCCUGCGCGGCACUAUCGGUCGUCAUUCUACUUUCUCGGUUGAUCAUCUCUCGAUGGCGUCGCGAGCCUCUCGACUGGAGUUUAUUCCUUGUGGUGUUGUCGAUGGUGGUAAUCAUUGGUAGAAUUAUCACCAAUAACUUUUACCUGAAAUUCGGAACCGCGAACGACGUUCUACACCAUGCCCAAUCAACCGAUCACAGCGACACGAACCGCUUGAAAACUGGCAGUAUCUUAGUUCUCCUGGCUAGGGUACUUCUUACCGCCGCUCUCUGGCUUCAAAUUUGUCUACUACUCCUAUUUUACUCUCGAAUCACAGCCGGAAUAACCUGGGCAGACCGACUUACAAAGAUUUCAUGGGCCGCUGUAGUCCUCACCUUUAUUGCCAUCGUCUUGGCAACCUUCCUCGAGUGCCGUCCGAUUGAUCUGUACUGGCAGGUUGAUCCCGACCCGGGAUAUUGCGUACGCGCCUAUGUCCAACUACUUAUCCAAGGUGUCGCGAACAUUGUGAUCGACCUUUUACUCCUCUCCAUCGCUUACCCUCUAAUAUGUUUGAGGAAACGAAGCGUAUCCGAAUACGUUUCCCUGUAUAGUCUAUUCGCGCUAGGGACAUUCUGUAUCGUCAUCACAAUAAUUCGGCUGGUCCUCAUCUUCACCGAAAACUCUUCCCAAACCACGCGCAGUCUUUGGGCAUCAGUACAAAUGUUCGUUUCUACCUUCGUAGCGAAUGCGCCGACGAUAUAUGGGUCUCUAAGAGUUGUGCGACGGAAAAAGUGUUCUGGCCAGCAAAGUGCGCCAGGCCAUGCCGGAGGCGAAUUAGGACGACCGUCGCGCCCGGAAAGAGAUUCGUGGUUAAAGAUGGACGAAGAAAUUGCUCUUACGCCGACUGAACUAGAAGCCCGAGGUGUCCUCACAGCCCCACUCCCUCCUAUAGCAUCUUACGACAACAUUGGUCCCGUAUCGCGUACUCGCUCACUAUCCCCGAUCCCAUACGCAAGAUGAGUUAGUGCUACUUGUGUAUGAGGUCCACUAUUAUACGAAUAUCAACCCAGGGCCAACGGUCCGUAAAUGCAGUAUUGCGACAGCCGGGAGGGACCAUUAGCUUAAUUGACUACCGCUUCUGAAUCUAAAGAGUGGAAGACCGUCCGCAUUAUAUUGAGGCGCGUGCGAUCCUCUAG